Macrosteles quadrilineatus (aster leafhopper) is the source of this 2553-nucleotide messenger RNA. RefSeq names its product b(0,+)-type amino acid transporter 1-like. Gene Ontology annotation, molecular function: L-amino acid transmembrane transporter activity. NCBI's taxonomy places the organism in Eukaryota, Metazoa, Arthropoda, Insecta, Hemiptera, Cicadellidae. Gene Ontology annotation, biological process: amino acid transmembrane transport. The record is from RefSeq and is a predicted model, not a curated record. The coding region runs from base 1 to 2553 and encodes 850 amino acids. The transcript is spliced from 14 exons. Gene Ontology annotation, cellular component: membrane.
AUGGAAAAUAAAAAAGAUAAAUCUCAGAACAACCGAAGUCCUCGGAGAACUCAAGAUGAAAAUGAAGCAAGUGGAUCACUAAAUAAUCAAAAACCAACUAAUUCUCAAAGGCCUCCAAGAUCACAAGAUGAUGAAAAGCCAAGUAGAUCCCCAAGACCUAUAAGAUCGCAAGAGGAUGAAAAACCAAGUAGAUCUCCAAGACCUAUAAGAUCGCAAGAGGAUGAAAAAUCAAGUAGACCCCCAAGACCUUUAAGAUCACAAGAAGAUGAAAAUCCAAGUAGAUCCCAAAGACCUUUAAGUUUGCAAGAGGAUGAAAAACCAAGUAGACCCCCAAGGCCUUUAAGAUCACAAGAAGAUGAAAAUCCAAGUAGAUCCCAAAGACCUUUAAGAUCGCAAGAGGAUGAAAAACCAAGUAGACCCCCAAGGCCUUUAAGAUCACAAGAUGAAAAUCCAAGUAGAUCCCAAAGACCUUUAAGAUCGCAAGAGGACGAAAAACCAAGUAGAUCUCCAAGGCCUUUAAGAUCGCAAGAUGAUGUAAAACCAAGUGGAUCUCAAAGACCUUUAAGAUCACUAGAGGAUAACAAACCAAGUAGAUCCUCAAGGCCUUUAAGAUCAAAAGAUGAUGAAAAACCAAGUAGUUCUCAAAGGCCUUUAAGAUUACAGGAGGAUCAAAAUCAAAAUAGAUCCCCAAGGCCUUUAAGAUCACAAGAAAAUCAAAAACCAGAUAGGCCCGAAAGACCUCAAAGGCUGCAAGAUUACCAAAAAUCAAGUAACUCAACAAAUAUUGGAAUUCAAGAUACUAGGAGGCCAAAGAAAUUUUCAAAAGUGUCAUUUCCUGAUGAACCAAAGUUAAAACAAACUCACCAGCUUACUCCGAUCCAGAAGUCUUCUCAAAAUCUCCAAACAUCUCAGGAACCCGAACAAGAAGGAUUCUUCGUCAGGCUUUUGCCAGAUAUUGCAAGGAAGGAAUGGGCUGCAAUAACUGCAAGAUUUUUAAGUGGUGAUAAUACUGACAAGACCAUACCAAAGGAGAUCUUUCUUAAACGAGAAAUGGGUUUAUUUGGCGCAGUCAACUUCUUGAUUACUAUUUCUGUUGGUACGGGGAUUUUCACCAACCCUCCUGUGCUACUAGAGAGGACUGGCUCAACCACGGAGGCUUUGCUAGUCUGGUUGUUCUGUGGCUUCUUCUCUUUAUUGAUCGCUAUCACCUACGGAGAAUUGGUAUUCCUCGUGUCCCAGUCGGGAGAAAAGUUCUCGUAUCUUCUGGCUGCGUUCUCCCCCAUCAACAAAGUGUUCGGCCCACUGCCUGCGUUCCUCAGCAUGUGGAUGGAAACUUUGUUUACGGGACCUGCGCAAGUCUCGCUCAUGGCCCUACUCUUCGCGGAACACCUGUACUCCCCGAUAUCCUCGUCUUUGAAUACCUACACCAACAUCGACGUCACCGAGCCGUACCACUUGAAACAAAUUAUUGGCGUGACAGUUCUUGUUCUAAUAACAUGCGUUAACUUCCAAAGCAUCAGGACUUGUGUGAUGGUCCAAAACUUGUUUGGAGUUGUCAAAAUGCUGAUUUGUUUAGCUGUUAUUGUUGGAGGACUACAUGGUCUGAGUUCAGGCAAUGUUCAUAGCUUCGACUAUCUUUUCAACGACUGGAAAGGCAACUCCACGGGUCUGUUGAAGGCUGUAUACAGAGGAAUGUGGACUUAUGAGGGAUGGAGUACAGUAGUGAUUAUUUCAGAAGAGGUCAUAGAUCCUUUAAGGACUAUUCCAGCAGCCAUAAUUAUUGGUGUGCCGAUAGUAACUUUUUUAUACCUGGCGAUGAACGUGUCUUUUCUCUGCCUGCUGACAGCAAGUGAAAUAAAAGCUGCGCCUACUAGAUUCUAUUUUAUUUUUGGGGAAAGACUAUUUGGCCCUGGGAGUAUGGUUAUGCCAACAUUCUUUGCAAUCUCAGCUUUAAGCAGUUCUAUGGGAAUUCAAUUGGGAAUGUCAAGGUCGUGUUUUGCGGGCGGAAGAGAAGGCCAUACAUUGGAGGUUUUGUCUUACAUCCAUGUUCGUAGAUUCGUGCCGAUCCCGGCAGUCUUAGCUCAGGCCUUGAUAUCACUUGUAUUCAUCGUAUAUAUCCCAGCAAUAGACAUGAUAGAGUACGCAAGUUUCAUUAUAUGGUCAUUCUAUGGAUUGUCGUUUGUUGCUCUUAUCAUUCUACGAGCUACUGAGCCUAACACAUACAGACUUUAUAAGACUCCGUUGUUCAUCCCAAUCAUACUCACAGUCCUGAGUAUCCUCGUAACUCUUGACCCGUUGCUAAGAGCCGACGGAGGAGCUGGAUUAAUCUUCGCUUUCAUAUACAUGUGUGUCGGAGUUAUUGUUUACUUCCAAUUCGUCUACAGACAUAAAAGGAUACGUUUCAUGGAUCUAUUCAACGAUUUCAUCCGUUCACAUUUGAACGUAGCUCCGCCGACCGCACUACCAGAGGGAUACUCUCACUCAGGCUCGUCUCAAAACAAGUUUUCCAUCGCGGACAAACUCGUUGACAGGGAAAGAUAUAGCAACUCUUAA